Messenger RNA from Aphanomyces invadans, 1216 nucleotides. RefSeq lists its product as hypothetical. Gene Ontology annotation, cellular component: extracellular region. The transcript is spliced from 9 exons. Gene Ontology annotation, molecular function: oligosaccharide binding; chitin binding. The record is from RefSeq and is a predicted model, not a curated record. Bases 21 to 1187 code for a protein of 388 amino acids. Lineage: Eukaryota; Oomycota; Saprolegniomycetes; Saprolegniales; Verrucalvaceae. Gene Ontology annotation, biological process: carbohydrate metabolic process.
GCGAUCUCAAUUCCCGGACGAUGAUGGAGCUGUUGCGGGUCAGCGGUCUCCUUGUGCUCCUAGCAGCAUUGAGCAGCCCCUGUGCUUCGGAGGAUACUUGCGAUGCCUUGGGGGAAACCAACUCGUGCACCUUCGUGCGUUCUGUUUUUGAGCGCGACCUGCUUCAACGCACACCGUCGUACCAAUCUAUCCUCCAGGAGGAAAAGCGACACAGCUCAGAUGUCGACACGAAGCGCUUUGCUGGGGAAACGCUGGGGUAUGUGACACCGUGGAACAACCACGGGUACGACACAGCCAAGCUCUUUCGUUCGAAGUUUACGUACAUUUCACCCGUGUGGUACCAGAUCCGCCACAGCGACCACGGGAAACCGAUCUUGACAGGUGGUCACGACGUCGACGUGGGAUGGAUCGCAGCAGUCCGCGGAAAAGUGGCUGGACCACACAUUGUGCCGCGGUUUAUGUUUGAAAUGAACUCACUGUCUCCACAAGAAUCGACACGCAUUGUGCAGCUGAUCCGCCAGGAAGUCAAGUCGCAAGGGUUUGACGGUAUCACGCUAGAGAUUCCUGUGCUCCAAGUCACCUUUGAUUUGAUUCGGUCGUUGGGCCAAGCCUUGAAGGAGGAUGGCCAUCUCUUCAUCUUGGUCCUGCCCACGAGCCAGCGCAAUGGGCAACUGACCACACCCACAGAGCUGAUUGCGAAGGUGCUGCCGUUCGUCCAUCGAUUCUCCAUGAACGCUUACGAUUACUCGAGCAUGGGCCCGAAUGCUCCCUUGCCGUGGCUCAAGGCGACGUUGGAAGCGCUCAAGCCCCUCAAAAGCAACGAAAAGUUCCUCAUCGGUCUAGCUUUCUAUGGCUACGACACACGAGACCCGAUUGUCGCGUCCAAGUAUCGCGAGCUCCUUGAAACUCACCGUCCCGCAAUCGAAUGGGACGGCUCGGCGCACGUACAGCAACCCCUCGGUCAGUCGUUCGACGUCGUCAUCACGCCGUGUGGCGUAGGAAUGCUUUUUCCGCUACCCAAACCAGCACGUCGUGUACUACCCUUGCCUCCAAUCGAUUCAAGACCGUCUCGAGCUGUACACGUCGGCGCAGACUGGCGCAGCGGUUUGGGACAUAGGACAAGGACUCGACUAUUUCUUCGACCUCCUUUGAUCACAAAGCCAGAAAUUGCAAUACAAUUCGGUUAAAUCGCAGUAUUAUCCGUAUUUUUGUGUUG